CACGCUUCAGCCACCGAACCCCACAAUACAGCGCCUCCAACUUGCUAUUAAUUAUACGGAACCAAAACCAACACCAACAUUAUUUGACUAUAAAUAUUAAUGUUAUCAUUUGAAAUUUGUUCCAAUACGAGAUUCCAAGUAUUUGCUUUGAGUGACAUAAACCUUUCAAGAUCUCAGAGGGGCAUGAGAUCAGAGGCUGAGACACAUUCUCGUAUAUAAAUAGUGGUCAGGAUUGUGAGAGUUAAUUUCACUACCCUGACACAAGAAGGGUUGUUUCUGAUUUUAUUUUAUUUUUGGUUUUGUUUCUUCUGAGGUUUUUAGCAACCCUUUAAGAUUUUGGUCAGAAAGUUUGGAUUUUUUGCUACCCUUUACAAUGAUUUCUUCAUUGAGACAACCUGGCGUAGGGAUCAGUGGUUCUGAUCUUGUUUUGAAGAGAACACAUGCCACCCCUCUUAAGGCACGAUUGUUUUUGCCUUCUUUGUCAAGAGUUAAGGCUCAAAAAUUUCUUGUUUCAGUGCAAAGGCCUCUGCACCUUGCAUCUCUUGGUGUUGGGAAUUUUGGGUCAGUGAAAAAUUUUGAGCCAGUGAAGAAUGAUGGAAGGAAUGAUUUGAUGAAGUGUGAAGCAUAUGAGGCAGAUAGAUCAGAAAUUGAAGCUGCAAACACACCAUCAGAGGCUGCAAAGAAGGUGAAAAUUGGGAUAUAUUUUGCAACCUGGUGGGCUCUGAAUGUGGUGUUCAAUAUUUAUAACAAGAAGGUUUUGAAUGCCUACCCUUACCCUUGGCUUACCUCAACUCUCUCACUUGCAUGUGGGUCUCUUAUGAUGUUGGUCUCUUGGGCCACAAGGAUAGCUGAGGCGCCUAAGACUGAUCUCGAGUUUUGGAAGUCUUUGUUCCCUGUUGCUGUUGCACAUACAAUAGGACAUGUUGCGGCAACGGUUAGUAUGUCAAAAGUUGCAGUGUCGUUUACACAUAUUAUCAAGAGUGGUGAGCCUGCUUUCAGUGUUCUGGUUUCAAGAUUUCUUUUGGGUGAGACCUUCCCUGUGCCAGUCUAUCUAUCUUUAAUUCCAAUCAUUGGUGGGUGUGCACUUGCUGCUGUGACAGAGCUCAAUUUUAACAUGACUGGUUUUAUGGGGGCUAUGAUAUCAAAUUUGGCAUUCGUAUUCCGUAAUAUCUUUUCUAAGAAGGGCAUGAAGGGAAAGUCUGUCAGUGGAAUGAAUUACUAUGCUUGUUUAUCAAUUUUGUCUCUUGCAAUACUUACACCCUUUGCAAUUGCUGUAGAAGGACCACAGAUGUGGGCUGCUGGAUGGCAAACAGCCCUCUCUCAAAUUGGACCCCAAUUCAUAUGGUGGGUUGCAGCUCAGAGUGUAUUCUAUCAUCUGUACAAUCAGGUGUCAUACAUGUCUCUAGAUGAGAUCUCUCCCUUGACAUUCAGCAUCGGAAACACCAUGAAGCGUAUAUCCGUCAUAGUGUCCUCAAUUAUUAUCUUCCACACACCAGUUCAGCCCAUCAAUGCUCUUGGAGCUGCUAUUGCUAUCCUUGGAACCUUCUUAUAUUCACAGGCAAAACAAUAGAGUGGGGGUGGGGCACCAAGAUUCCUUUAAGUACUUGUUUGUUGCUGUUCAUCAUGCUCAACCAGGGACAAGGAAUGCUGGAUUUUUGUGGAUUUUUGUUAAGACUAGGAUGAUCUGGUUGUUAGUCCAUCUGUAGAUAAUAAUAUGAAUAAUGCUGAGGAAGACAUUAUCAUAAAACAGAUGAUUAGUUAGGCUUUUUAAAAUUUUCAAUUUCUUAAGUGCCAAUGAGUUGAAAUAAAUAUUUUUGUUUAUAUGGUCUGAGAAUAAUGACACAAAACUUUGAAUUGCUAUA
Molecule: messenger RNA, 1862 nt
Organism: Abrus precatorius (Indian licorice)
Lineage: Eukaryota; Viridiplantae; Streptophyta; Magnoliopsida; Fabales; Fabaceae
Product: glucose-6-phosphate/phosphate translocator 2, chloroplastic-like
Exons: 6
Coding region: 374-1570 (398 amino acids)
Biological process (GO): transmembrane transport
Cellular component (GO): Golgi apparatus; membrane
Molecular function (GO): triose-phosphate transmembrane transporter activity; antiporter activity; phosphoglycerate transmembrane transporter activity
Source: RefSeq, a predicted model, not a curated record